AGGCAAACGUAGACGAUUAAGGUUCUCAAAUGUAAUUGAGACGAUAUGUCCUUCGGAAAGCUCAGAAUCGAGUGACCGGAGCAGUGAUAGUGGGAUUAUUGCUAGUGCUAAGGACAAUGGAGGUCAUGCACGCACAAGGCUUGACGACGGUGGAGGACAUGGGGUGCCAUCGGCACGUACCACUGUCAGGUAGGUUGAGGGGCGUCUUGAUGCAUCAGCUGUAGGAGGACAAGAUGUUUCUUCAGAACUUGGAGCUGCAAGUAGAUCACGUCCUAAACAAGCUGGAGUUACUACGGGAGCUGAUGGAGAUGAUGUUGGUGAAACUAUUGGGAGGCUUCGUCGCCACGAGGUGCAUGAAGGGUACACUUUCCCUGGGAGGACAGUUUUGGAAGUUGGAGGGAUCUCAAGGGGAGUAUCAGGCCUGGGGGAGAGCAGAACAACAGUUGGAUAGUGAUCCCUUGUUUCACACGCGAGCUACAUAUCAUAAUUCUGGCAGAGGAACAGGUCCUGUGUCGGAAAGAAUGUCAAGGAAUCUGAGGUUACCAAUUGGGAUAGCAAGGCCUGAAGUGAAGGGUGAGAUGGGUAGUGUGUUCCCUGGGAGAGCCGGCCUAGUACAUGAAAUUCCAACUGCACAAAAUGUAUUGCAAUUCUAUGACAAGAUGGUUCAUAGUAUGAGGAGUGAUCGCGACAAGUGGGCAUUGGAAAUGGUUCAAGCACGUAUGACCUUGGUCCUACUCAAUGGGGAUGAUUUCAUACAUGAGUUUGGUCCUGAUGGAGAAUUGACAACAAUUGGCUGGGCAGCCUUCUCACGUAUGCUGACUAGUAAAGAUGCACGAAUGUACGACGAAUGGAAGAUAAGGUGGAGGCAUCUAUUCGACAUCCAUUUUGUGGAACACCUGAUGGAAAACUCGGAUGACCUGGAUUAUGGCCUACUCGCAAGUAUGAUGGAUGAGGAUGUGCUUGGAUACAAAUUACAAUGAACAAAGAAGUUGUUCCUUCCUGUACCAUUGAUGGACGGAUUCUCCUUUUAUGUUGUGGACGUUGAGGAGAAAACUCUUGUUGUUAUGGAUCCAGCAGAGACAAGCAUUCAUGAUGAUGAGAUGAGUGUCAAACAUGAGGGUAAUGUGACCCAGGUACUAAAAAUGCCUCGAACAGUCCUCCGUAAUCACUUCGCAGACUGGGAUGUCCCAGAGCUCGGCUGGAGCAUCAUAUAUGCCUACAACAUGAAUGAGCCAUGUAAUAUCGAGGACAGCUGGAUCUACCUUGGUCACUACUGGAGUACAUACAAUGGCCUGUAUCUCGAGAGGCAGCUUGGUGAGUAUGAGCUGGCUUACCUGAAGAAGCAGUUUGAGUAUGAGGUGAUUUCGAUGAACGGCAACAAGGGUGAACUCCCAAGCUUCAUGAUCGAGGAAGUCCUGUUCUGAGCAAGGCAGACUUGGCUCUUUAUCUACUAGUGUAAACUAUGUGCUAAGGGUUUAUGAAAUGCGUACUUGCAGACUUAACUAGGUUUGGAAAUCAAGCAUAGUAGUGGUGAUUGUUUUAGCUCACAUCCCUCCUGCUGGUGUGGGGGUGCAACAUGCCCUGAUAUGCCGGCGUCGACCUUAACCCUGAUAAGGGUGAGGGUGUGUAUUUUGUGUCCUGGAGUACAGGACUUUGGGAUGGAACCUGUGUGGCUAGUUGUGCAGGCCAUCUCAUUUUGGGGCUGUGUGGUUGGAUCGAAUCAUUAUGUGUGUACAAGACUUAUUUCGUAGAUGGAAUGUGACGACGUUUUUAAAUUCUUGUUCUUCCGUUUGGUUUGAAAUGCUAUCAGCAAAUCCCUAUAUCCUAUCUGCAACAACAGAGUUGGUAAACUUACUACUGAUAUGUACAAUUUUUAGUGGACUGGAGUUAAG
Messenger RNA from Triticum aestivum (bread wheat), 1892 nucleotides. RefSeq lists its product as uncharacterized. The coding region runs from base 234 to 980 and encodes 248 amino acids. NCBI's taxonomy places the organism in Eukaryota, Viridiplantae, Streptophyta, Magnoliopsida, Poales, Poaceae. The transcript is spliced from 11 exons. The record is from RefSeq and is a predicted model, not a curated record.